AUGUUUAAUAAUCCUUAAGAAUAUGUAACAUAAAAAAAAGAUGCCUUUCGAUCAGAAAUUCGUAGAAUGGAUAGAGAAAGAAUAUUUAAUUAAAAAAGGAUUUUAAUUAGAUAACAGAAUGAAAUGAGAGAAAAAGACGAUUUAGAAUUAACCAACUUAAUACCAUAAAUUUAAUAGUCUUAAUUGAAUUAGAAUAUUUAAGAAUUAAAAUAACUUCAUCUGUUUGCAUUUAAUUGUGUCUCUAGCUAUAACUCUAACUAAAUUACAUAAAAUCAGGAAUUCUUAAUUACAAAUAAUUAUUUAUAACACAGCCUCCCUAGUUUAAUGAUUAAAGAAGUCUAAUGUGAUGUUAUUAGAACCCUAGCUAAUUCUUGCAAUCAUCCAUCAUUUUUAUAAUAAUAGCCUUAACAUUUAAUCCAAUCUUUAGAAAUUUCAUAUCAAUUACUUCUAUCAUUAACAGACAACUAGGAUAUAAGCGAUGUAUUACUUAUUAUAUAUUAUUAGAUUCUGAUAUACUUAGGGAAUAUUGCGAAUAAAUGGCCAGAAAUUUGUUAAUAUUUAGUGAAGUGUUUUGAUCGCUUAUUAGAACUGAGCACGUCAGCUGAUAGUAAUUUAUAUAGAAAUAUAUGUUUCUGUAUGCACAAUAUAUGCUAUAUUAUGGAUAAUCAUAAUCUAAGCAUCAAUGAUGUAAUUACUAUUAUUAUUUAAUUAGAGAAUUACGUGCUUAUAAAUUCUAGAAAAAGGAGUUAAUAGAACUGAUUGCGAUAUAUUAUAAAAUGAAAUAUUGCAUCCAUUAACUGUAUUAUAUGCACAAAAUGAAGAGAUUGAUAAGUACUUGAUAAGUUCAAAAAUAGUAUAAUAUGUUUUUUCAACUUUAAAAGGAGAAUUCGAAGAAACAACUUUGUAGGUUUUAAAGUAGUUUUCAUUAACAGACUCAAUAAAUUUUUCGAAUGUAAACUCUUAAUUAUAUAUUUAAAGUUUUUGAUAGAAUAAAACAUUUUAGAUGUGGCUUUGGAAUAUAGCAACAAUAGAAAGAAGUAAAUAAGAAAAUUGUCGUUUUUAAUUGUAAUCAACCUUGCUUAUAAUGAUCGUUAAAUCUCAAAUAAAAUUGUUUAACAUAAAAUCAUAAACAGAGUUAUCAAUGGGUUAAUUGCUUCAGUUCUGUAAGAAAAGUAAAAUUGCAUCCAAGUCAUUUAAAAUCUUUAAAAGACAGGAGAUAAUGCAGUUUUUCAGACACUCAUUGAAUUAGGAACAAUAGAGAUAAUAGGAAACUUUAUUGAUGAAGUUGAUACAGUAGUUUUAAAGAUCUUUGUGGACACUCUUUGUAGGUUCUUGAAUUACGCAAAAGAAGUUCAAUCUAAUAAAAUAAUUGAAGAUAUUAAGAAGAUCAAGCCAAAAUUAGAAUUAAUAUAUAAUGAGAACAAAGAUCCGAAAUUUUAAGAUCUAUUUCACUUGUUUUUGUAGCUUUUAUAAUGA
Messenger RNA from Paramecium octaurelia, 1476 nucleotides. Lineage: Eukaryota; Ciliophora; Oligohymenophorea; Peniculida; Parameciidae. The record is from the annotation of a GenBank genome assembly.